Molecule: messenger RNA, 3793 nt
Organism: Alosa alosa (allis shad)
Lineage: Eukaryota; Metazoa; Chordata; Actinopteri; Clupeiformes; Clupeidae
Product: probable helicase senataxin
Exons: 11
Coding region: 1169-3679 (836 amino acids)
Biological process (GO): termination of RNA polymerase II transcription
Cellular component (GO): nuclear body
Molecular function (GO): helicase activity; transcription termination site sequence-specific DNA binding
Source: RefSeq, a predicted model, not a curated record
UCAGAAUUGUAUCAAUUGUUUAUUUAAAGUUUACUCAAACCGAUUGAUGAAUUAUCAAAAUAGUUAGUGAAUAAUAGUUAAUCUAAACUAAUCGAUUCAUUUUUGCAGCUCUAAUUGUGAUCUAGGCAUCUUGGGCAAUGUGAUUCCCACCCCUACUAUAAUCAUCAAUUGAUGAUGAUCUGUGUUCACUUCACUUUCAAUUUUUAGGUUCAAGUCUGCCAAGUAUGCCCCCAUCAAUUGGGGUGAUGAAGGACAGGCAGUAAAGGAAUUGAUGUUGGCCAUAUUUGGGAGAGCACUUUUCACUAUUCACAGUAGGGAUGUAAUGCCUUCUCUGUAAAGGAGCUGAAGUAACAAUCCAAGAAAGGCUUAUAAGAUGUAUAAGACAGAAGCACACUAAGCUUCAUUAGAGCCAUCUAUGACAUUCUUACCCAGUAACCAGUAGCUUGCAAAGGACCCAUUGAUUAUUUUCCCUUUGACAAACACUAGCAACCCUACAGCACAUACCCAAGUGCUGCAAGGCCAGCCUCAUCCAAGGAGACUACACCUGGAGGCAUAACCAGAUGCUUUGGCAACUUGGGCUGGUGCUAAAGGAAAGAAGGACUAACAACAAUGCCCUCUUUCGCAACCCUGGGCCUUUUGGAAGCAGGAAAAAUAUCAAAGAGGGCAACUGCAGGAAAGAAAUCAAGCCUCAUGAAUGCACUCCAAGACUGAGAGAUGAUGGUGGAUCUAGACCAGAGAUCUUUAUAACUAGUCCCAAGCCAUAUCAGAUCUGUGUUCAGCCUCACAAAAAUGUUGGUGCUGUUGGUGUUACAGAGGAAUGCUGUUUAUGAACAGAACAACUGUAGCCUAAUCCAAUCUAGCAACUGAAGCAACACAAAAAGGCUUGAAAACACAUUGACAUUUGUGGCCAUGUCAAUUUGUCAACUACCAAACUUCUUAAAGGGACAUGAGUCUGAGGGCAGAUCCCUGACAUGGUUUGAGGUUGCUAUAUGAGGCUUCCCAGUGAAGCAGCAACUGGCUCUGGCUACUGGCAGUUUACUCUGAUGCCCUAAAUGUUUCCAGAUGGAAAAAUCCUGAAUUUUCCUGUAUGAAGUUCCCUCAGAGACAGCGGCAGUGGAGUCACCUUUUGUUGGUCACGUCCCUCGUGUUCCAUUAAAGAGGAGCAAAUAUGGAGAAAGGAGUGAAAUUUCGACACCUGAAGCCUGACUUCGCCAAACUGCGGGAUAUAUCAUCUCAUCUCAUCAGUAAGAACCUGGUCAAGAUCAAACCAGAUGGUGUGGGUGGUGUCAACCCACCUGAUCUGCCCUCAGAAGAGAAAAGUCGACCAGAGAGUCCUCGUCCUUCAACCUCUAACUGUGAUCAGACAUCACACUGGCCAGAUGAAGAGGUAGAUGACAAUGAGCCACAGCAACCUGUAAUACGAGGGGUAAAGGAUAGGAGUGAGGAGGGCGAUAUCACCAUUUUCGUGAUAGACCAUGAUGAUGUUCCUGAGAUUUCAAAAGCCCCAAAAGGCUUUGAAACUGAGACUGGCAAACCUAAAUCACCACUGAAACAACCUUCAAAGAUACCAAAGAAACCACAAAUACCUAUCAUUCCGGCGCAACCUCUCCGAAGGAGAGGAAAAGCUUACCAUGUGACUCAGACAGCAAAUGUCAAAACGAAUAUCAAAGCGCAGGUUCAUACUCCAAGCACUUCCUGUGUCAACAACCCUGCCAUUGUUCCCACUAAGAAUGUCCAAGACUCGUCAAUUGGGGAGUUCUCGAGAUUGAGUAGGCGUAAAAGGAUGGCUUCUGAACAAUCUGAGGAUUCCUUGGAAUAUUUGAGACAGCUGCGCCGUCAUGGCCAGGAGGGGCAGGAGGUGAAGAAAUUUAAACCUGCCUCUACCCGUAAGAAAAAGGGCAAACAUUUAAAGAAGCUGCAGCUAGAUCCUCAGGAAAUGCAGUUCCACAAACUGAACCGUGAUCAGCUACAGAAGGCGACUGCAACUCCCUUGUCUCCAACUAAGCAUACCAAGAAAGCCAAACCUUGUGUCAGUGAAGGAGAAAAGCAUGUGAUGAGUGAUGAGAAAAAGGGUAAUAAUACUGUUUCAAUACCUGGAGAACAACCUGUUCAGUCUCUCUCUUCACCCCAACCUCCAACAUUACAAAGAUCCACCUCCUUGCACGAAAAGGAUGAGUCAUUGAAAGCUGGCAUGUCUUCGAUGUUGACCACCACAAAGAUAUUUAGCCCUAGUUCACGCAAUGAUACACUGAUGAAAGAUAUGACGAAACUCACACCUUCCAAACCAAAGAUGGGCCACCAAGCCCACAUGCCUCUGCCACUUGUACCACCACCACGACUUCCAUCAGCUCAGCCUGAAUUCAGACACCCUCCCAUACCCAAAGUCCCACCUUUUCCCCCUCAAUCUGAUAAGCAAGUCUACGAAACCUUUCCACAGCCACCCCCCAUAGACAAGAGGUAUCCCCGCACUGAAGCAUUUACGUCAUCAGGGAGACAGAAGGCGUCCAUUCUCAAGGAAAAAAUUCUGAAAUGGAAGUACAGCUUUUUUAAGGACUAUGAGCAGUUUGGUCCUCCAGAGGCUCUCUGUGAUCUGCCACUAAAGCUGGUAUCACGGACCUUUCAAUCAUUUAAAGACUAUUACGACACAUUUUUCCCACUGCUGCUUACCAACACAUUUGAGGAGCUGGUCAGUGAGUGGCUGAGGGAGGACCGGGUCAAACUGAAGCUGAUGGUUCAGUCUGUUGAUGACGGGUCUUUGGAUACUGGCCUCUUCACUGUCACCAAUGCUAAUUUUACUGCAAAUCUCACACCCCAGCAGGAGUCUCAACAGUUCUACCCAAAAGAGGACGACGUUGUGAUCCUAUGGCUCCCACAAAACACGGCUUCAAAUACUUACUCGCACUUCAACGAUGAACACAAACCAGAUGAUUGUGAACCACAACCACACUUUGGUGUCGUAUCCCACAGUGAAGUUACAGAUUUGAGGCGAGAGCUGAAACUGAAAGUACAGACAUGUGGCAGUGUGUUGUCCGUUGACAAGCAGCAGGUAGAUUGUGAGGUGAUUGGCAGUAUACGGAGUGCCAUGCUGGAGCUCAAUGCUCUGUGCCACAUUCGCGACAAUGCCCUAAUCCACACAAUCCUGGCACCAGAUAAGCACUUUGCACAUGUCCUACCAGAUUCUGAAUCCAUGUUUGAGAGAUGCAAUACCGACCAGGCUAAGGCCAUAAAUUGUGUUCUUUCUAUGGUGAUGAGUGAACAGCCAACCCCCCAAAUAUGUAUGAUCCAUGGGCCCCCUGGAACUGGCAAGAGUCACACCAUUGUACACCUACUCUAUCAAUUGUCACAGAAGUUUAGUGCAGCGGACCCCACUGGGCAAAAGCCUUGGCACACACUCGUCUGUGCUCCUUCCGCUGCUGCAAUCGACAAUCUAAUGGAGAAAAUCAUUGUCUUCUUUCGAAAAAUAAAAAGCAAAGAUGGAAGGCGCAGAGGCAACUGUGAAGGUGUUAAUCUGGUGAGACUGGGCAGUGAGAAAAACAUCUCUGGGCUAGCUGAAGUUCAGUUUGCACCUUCUAGCCAAACGGCGAAUAGAGUGGGAUAUGCAGGAGAUUGCAACUUUGGCGCAGAGGAUACAGAACCUGAACGAAAUACAUGGCAACUCCCAAACUCAAGAGAAGCGUAACAAAGUGCUGGGGAAAAAAAUACAACUGGAGGAAAGGAGGAAGACACUCUGUGACCAAAUGAAAUGGUGCAAUAGCGGGAAAGAAAACGUGCAGCGGCUCAUACUGCAGGAGGC